UCAUUGAGGAUUGAUUUUUUGUCAGAAAUUUUUGGAUGCUAAGUGUUCAACAUCAUUUUGAUCUUUGUUGAUUUGGCUACUUGGUGGGAAUGAAUAUGGGACAAAGAAAUAUGCUAUGCACGAGUCAAAUGUUCGACACGGAAAUUCAUCAACUUGGCCAACAUCCUCUCCAUCCUGAGCCCUGUGUUUUCUUGGGGAAUGUUGCUGACUUUCCACGCUCUAAUAUCUAUCCAGUCUUAUCUGCUUCUGGAAACACCAGUAAUAUUGACAAUGGUAUGUUUUAUAGGGCCCAAUAUAAUGGUCCACAGCAUCAUUAUCCUAUGGCAAACCUUGAUUUUGGUGGUGUUCCUGCAUCGAACUUCUAUGAUCCCUAUAUGAUACCCUCUUCUGGUAGUAGAAUGUUCCCUAUACCACUAAAUCACGGCCCUACUGAUCGUUUACCUUCUUCAAGCAACCAUGGAGUUAUUGGAGUAAGCUUGGGUGAAUAUGAAAGGAAUAAUCAUUUAAUGGAUGAUGUUAGAGGCGCAUUUAAGAGAAAGAAUGCAGAGGGCUUUCCAGGGAAUUCCCAAUAUGCCAAUGGCUCAACAAGCUCAAGUUCAUUGUCCUCAGGCACCUCCUUGAGUACAGGGCUACCCCAUUGGGAACAGCAAUUUGAAUCUGGUGCUGCUAUGCUAGAUAUUGCUUCUUUUCCUCCACCUGAAUUUGGAGGGAAUGGAGUUCUGCCGAUCACUGAAGGAGGACAACAGGGAAUCGUGCGGAGCAGAUCCAAUCCUAUUGGUCUUCAACUGGACUCCACUUUAUUGCUGGACUCCACCUUGGUGCAUAAUCAUCAUCAUUUAAUUCAGGGCAAUUUUAUUCGUCAGUCCUUUCAGCCUGGCGCGUGCGAUACCUUGGUGGAGCAACAGUUUGGGAGUAAUGGUAGAGAUGGAGGCACUUCAACCUGGAACUAUGCCCCCACUUUUCCUUACUUGAAUGGGAGAAGUGUUAGUGGAACCUCUCUGGAGAUUGGUAUUAUGGGUGCACAGGGAUACCAGGAGAUCACUAAUAGUGCAAAUUCUGCAGUUCCUUUUUAUCCUCUUUCCAUUUCACAUCAGCACAGCCUGCAGCAGCCCCGUGAUCAUCAUCAUCCCUCGCCUCCACAAGUGCAAGGCAUCCAAAGUCGCAAUUUUAGUUACCAUCCUCAAAUACCAACACCUUCAUACUGGCAUCCUACAAACAAUACCUUGCACCGCAGUAGUAUGAAUCCUUCUCAAGAUGAUACAGUGCCAGGUUCUAGGUUUCAGAGGCCCCAUCUACCCACUGGCGUUAGGAUAUAUCGACCUCACCGGAGAGCCGUGCAGCAGGCACCGCAAGAAGAUGGCCACCGCCCUCACUUGAGAAUUCUGCCUGAAGAUGAGGUUGCUAUACUGGAGUUUUCAGGAUUCGGGAAUUUCGGUGACCAUCACAGUGACAUGAGGUUGGAUAUAGAUCACAUGUCAUAUGAGGAGUUGCUUGCCCUGGGGGAACGUAUUGGCAAUGUAAAAACUGGAUUGAAAAAAGAAACUAUCAUUAGGCAUCUUAAGACAAGAUAUUAUGUGUCGCCUGCAGCCUGCAUCAAUUUGGAGGAUGAGCCAUUAGGCACAGAUCAAGAAGCUGAGACAUGCGUCAUAUGCCAGGAUGAAUUUGAGAACAUGGACAAGAUAGGAACUCUUCAGUGUGGACAUGAAUAUCAUACUAAGUGCAUAAGGAAGUGGUUGCGUGUGAAGAACGUGUGCCCAAUCUGCAAAAUUUCAGCUUUGCCUGUGGAAGGAUAAAAGAUUGGAGGAUGGAAUAUAUCCCUCUGCUACUAAUAUUUCUCUGUUUAUUAGAACUGGUGCUUUAUUGUGUAUACUUAUACAUUGGUUGAACUAUUUUUUUCUUGGGCCACCUAUAGGGUUAAGGUGUGGGUUGGGAACCUCUCUGUCCCUUCCUUCCCCAACCCCUCUCUGUCUCUAUCUUUCUAUUGUAAAAAUGUUAUUCAAUUUUCAUUCUAAGCGUUUCGCAGAAUGAACUGUAAUUAAGUAAUAAUGAAAGGAUACUUCUUUCAUCAUCUUUU
Messenger RNA from Telopea speciosissima, 2074 nucleotides. RefSeq names its product probable E3 ubiquitin-protein ligase ZFP1. The record is from RefSeq and is a predicted model, not a curated record. Lineage: Eukaryota; Viridiplantae; Streptophyta; Magnoliopsida; Proteales; Proteaceae. The transcript is spliced from 6 exons. Gene Ontology annotation, molecular function: ubiquitin protein ligase activity. Bases 90 to 1793 code for a protein of 567 amino acids.